Colius striatus (speckled mousebird) is the source of this 453-nucleotide messenger RNA. RefSeq names its product transthyretin. Lineage: Eukaryota; Metazoa; Chordata; Aves; Coliiformes; Coliidae. The record is from RefSeq and is a predicted model, not a curated record. The transcript has 4 exons. Gene Ontology annotation, molecular function: thyroid hormone binding. Gene Ontology annotation, biological process: purine nucleobase metabolic process. The coding region runs from base 1 to 453 and encodes 150 amino acids.
AUGGCUUUUCGUUCUGUAUUUCUUGUUUCCUUAGCUGGCCUGGCAUUGCUCUCCGAAGCUGCACCACCGGUAAGUUUCUCCUCUGCUGACUCCAAGAACCCCGUUUCUAUAAAAAUUCUGGAUUCAGUCCAAGGAAGUCCAGCUCCAAAUGUUCCAGUUAAGUUAUAUAAAGAAGCUGCAGAUGGAUCUUGGGAACUGUUAAGUUCAAAACAAACCAAUGACAACGGAGAGCUCCAUGAGCUCACAACUAAAGAACAAUUUUCAGCAGGGGUAUACAAAAUCGAGCUUGACACAGCCUCUUACUGGAAGAGACUUGGCUUGAAUCCUUUCCAUCACCACGCUGAUGUGGUGUUCUCAGCUAAUGAUGCUGGUUAUCGACAUUACUCCAUUGCUGUUUUCCUCAGUCCCUUUUCUUACUCAACUUCAGCAGUAGUUAGUGAACCAGUGGAAUAG